Parathielavia appendiculata is the source of this 2950-nucleotide messenger RNA. RefSeq names its product DUF21-domain-containing protein. The record is from RefSeq and is a predicted model, not a curated record. NCBI's taxonomy places the organism in Eukaryota, Fungi, Ascomycota, Sordariomycetes, Sordariales, Chaetomiaceae. The transcript has 4 exons. The coding region runs from base 216 to 2672 and encodes 818 amino acids. Gene Ontology annotation, biological process: magnesium ion homeostasis.
CACUAACCAGUCUCGAAAGUGACAUCAAAUCGCCUGCCGACACCGACGGGAGUGUCGCAACACUCGCCGCAAGCCAUCCCUCAAUUCGUUCGGAUUCAACGUUCUACUGGUGCGAUGUGCUAACAGCCAGCGAGCUCGACUCUACUAAAAACAAUAAGCGAGAACCCUAGGGGCUUGAGUGGCGCGUCCGAACGACGCAGAUUACUCAAGAUACAAUGGCAGGUCCGGCAUUGGCGCCAUCGAGCAGGAUAUCAAAUAACGCCAAUGGCUUCCUCGCCAUGCGGUCAAUGGCCGUGGGCCUCGCCCGCAUUUUCUUCACGACCAUGUCGACCGCCUAUGCUGCACCCCUCGGCAUAAGCGGCCACGGCGACGACGCCGACCGCCACGACGCCGAAGGUGCGAGUGUCUGGGUUCUUUACGCAGCCUCGGUGGUUCUCGUGCUAUUGGGUGGCGCUUUUGCGGGAUUGACCAUCGCACUCAUGGGACAGGAUGGUAUCUACCUCCAGGUCAUGGCCGGAGAUCCGAGCGAGCCGCAACAGAAGAACGCAAAACGGGUCUAUGAGCUGCUCAAGAAGGGCAAACAUUGGGUCUUGGUCACACUUCUCUUAGCCAACGUUAUUGUGAACGAGACCCUCCCCGUCGUCCUUGAUCGUUGUCUCGGCGGCGGCGUUGCUGCGGUGGUGGGCUCGACAUUUCUGAUCGUGAUUUUUGGCGAGGUUCUCCCACAAUCCGUCUGCGUCCGGUACGGUCUCCAAAUUGGCGGAUACAUGUCCAAGCCGGUUCUCGGCCUAAUGUACCUGAUGGCGCCCAUCGCCUGGCCGACUGCGAAGCUUCUCGACUGGCUCCUUGGAGAAGACCACGGCACCGUCUACAAGAAGAGUGGGUUGAAGACGCUAGUGACGCUGCACAAGAGCCUCGGUGAUGUGUCUCAGCGGCUGAAUCAAGAUGAAGUCACCAUCAUCAGCGCAGUCCUGGAUUUGAAGGAAAAACCGGUCUCAAAUGUGAUGACCCCGAUGCAGGACGUCUUUACCAUGGCCGAGGACACUGUGCUGGAUGAGGAGACCAUGGACAUGAUUCUGUCUGCAGGCUACUCGCGUAUUCCCAUCCACGAGACGGGAAACCCGACCAAUUUUGUUGGCAUGCUGCUGGUCAAGAUCCUCAUCACGUACGAUCCCGAGGACUGCAAGCGGGUCCGCGAUUUCACCUUGGCCACCCUUCCCGAGACGCGACCGGAGACGAGCUGCCUAGACAUCGUCAACUUUUUUCAGGAGGGCAAAUCCCACAUGGUGCUCGUUUCCGAGUAUCCGGGGGAGGACCAUGGCGCUCUUGGUGUGGUGACUCUUGAGGAUGUCAUUGAAGAGCUAAUUGGAGAGGAAAUCAUUGACGAGUCAGACGUUUACAUUGACGUGCACAAAGCCAUCCGCCGCCUUACCCCGGCUCCCAAAGCAAAGGUUCAGCGGCGACACUCCGAAGAACCAAAUGGGAAGCACAGCAAUCUGACCAGUAUGAAGUGUGAUAGCGACAGCGCCCUUCUGGAUGUUAACAAGGCGCCUCAAACCGCUGGCAUGACAAGCGCCGAAUCCCCAAUGCUCUCAAGCAGUCCCAAGACAGCAAUGUUGAUGAUGCGCCGGAGCUCGGCUGGCUUGGAUGGCCAAUUUGUAAGGACAACCGUCCCGGUUCGGGCGAAUUUUCAGGACAUCCGAGAGCAUCUCAAGCACCUGGGCCCUUCCAACCCGGCCAUGAACCCCAACAAAACCCGCUCGACCACGGUCAAAGUGAAACCGGGUAGUGGUAUGCAUUCAGGUCAGCCGCGGCACAGCUCAAUCGCUGAAUUACCGACCGAGGAGAGGCCAAUGGAGGAUGAAGGGGACGAAACCACCCUCCUGCUGAGACCUCAAUUUUCUGGGAAGGACGGCAUUCAGGCGUUGACGCAGCAAACAUACGGCUCGGUCAGCCCCGCCAUAACCGUACAGCACGCGCCCCAGACAAACGGGUUACCUACAUUGCACCUCGACUUGGAGGACAACGUGCACCAAUUCACACAAACCAUGGCCCAAUCGAGCAUUGUCGACUACCCAUCCCCCGACGCCCCUUCGCAACCGCAACAAGAGCUCGACAAACAGCCAUCGCGCGGCAGCUCAAGCGGCGAGAGCGCCAGCAGCAUAAAGACGGCGGACAACGCUCUCACCCCGAACCGGCCGUACGUCCGCAGCGGCAGCAUCACCGAGAACAUCGUCGAGUCACGGGGCGUGCGGAAAGUGGUACUCGAGACGACGAGCUCCUCCAACGACGAGGAAGAGUCUGCCGCUGUGAUGACUGUGGCCUCGUCGUCGCCCGACCAACCCAAAAUCCGAGGCAGAUCUACAUUUGGCUUGUUCAGGAGGGACAGCAGUAAGGAGGCCAAGGGCUUGCCGACUCCGGUUGAGGAACGGGAGGAGGAGGAGGAGGAGGAGGACUUGCUGCCUCAUCCUGUUUCUGGGGAAGGAGUGGAGGGGGAGGACGACGACGACGAGGAAGGGGCGCCCGGGACGUAUGCUGAGGCUGUUGCCAAGGGCAUGUCUCAAGGGGGUGGCGCACAAGCGGGGUCUUUGUCUGGACCGAGUGGUGGUGGUGGUGGUGGUGCGGGAAAGAAGAAGAAUAGAAGGAAGAAGCGCAAGGGCGGCAAGUCUUAGGCGGACGGGCUGACUGGGUCGAUGUUGGUGUUUGGGGAGUGUACUGGGCAAUAAGCAGACAUGACAUGUUUGUAUUAGCAGUAGCAUUGCUUUUGCUUUCAAGGGGGGUACGCAUCAGGGUUUGGGAGGAUGUGUUUGAAGGCGUCAGCGGGUUUGGGUGCGACUUUAGGUUGUAUCAUCAGUGUGUCGGCACAGUGUACCGUAACUCAAAAUGCUAGAAAGUCACUGGCUACGCCGUACCAACCAAGCUCACGAAAGCUCUUCAGUUUUCUGCGCUG